Messenger RNA from Oncorhynchus mykiss (rainbow trout), 5076 nucleotides. The record is from RefSeq and is a predicted model, not a curated record. Lineage: Eukaryota; Metazoa; Chordata; Actinopteri; Salmoniformes; Salmonidae.
GAUGAUGAUGAUGAAGAAGAAGAAGAAGAAGAAGUAGAAGUACACUUACCGUGCUAUACAGGAAAUAGCUAUCCGUCAUCUCCGGUUAGUGGUAAUGUUGUACGAGGUCUCUUUCUGAAAGGUUGCAUAAGCAGCAAUGAUGUCUGGCACCGGGGGAGGGAAGCGAGCCUCAGGUGGGGACAGCCCCCCUGGUCCACCUGAGAAAAAGAGUAAAAAAGAGGAGAAGACCACCACCACUCUCAUUGAGCCAAUACGCAUUGGGGGAGUGUCCUCUACGGAGGAAAUGGACAUGAAAGUGAUCCAGUUUAAGAAUAAGAAGCUGAGUGAGCGUCUGGAGCAGAGGCAGACCAUGGAGGACGAGCUGCGAGAGAAGAUCGAGAAGCUGGAAAAGCGACAAGCCACUGAUGAUACCACACUGCUCAUUGUGAAUCGUUACUGGUCCCAAUUGGAAGAAAAUGUUCACGUCCUGCGCCUACGCAUUGACCCCACGGUGGUCCCAGCACCGCCUGCUAUGCCGGUCUCUGCCCCUACCCCAAUAGAAGAGGAUGGUAUGAUGAUCCCACCACCCCCUCCUCCAGCAACAGAACACGAGGAGACACAGCCUCCCCCACCUGAUGUUAUGGAGAAAGCUCCUGAACCACAGCAGGACUCGACAACCGCACCUCCGCCCACUACAUCCCUCAGUGAGAGUGCCAAGGCCUUCCUCUCCAUUUUGGACAACAGCAGUGAGGAGGAGCUCAGCCUGCAGCUGCAGGACAGGAUGCAGUUUAGCAAAGAGGCCGCUGCUUGCAUGGUCUGCGUCUUCGACAGGUUGCACAGCCGCAUCGACGGCCUAUGCACCCAGAUCCAGUCCGCAGUGUGUGAGGACGACGGCCAGGAAGAGCUGCUCCGUCUGAAUCGCACUCUGCUGGAGGAGAAUAGCAGACUGCAAGACCUGGCUUCCUCCCUGCAGGGCAGACACCACAAGAUGUCUAUGGAGUACAAUGAGCUUGUGGAUAAGGUGACGAGCUCGGAGACCAAGGUGUCUGAGAUGGAGACUGCUGUGGAGGAUCUGCAGUGGGACAUCGAGAAGCUCCGUAAAAGGGAACAGAAGCUCAACAAGCAUCUGGCUGAGGCACUUGAGCAGUUGAACUCGGGCUACUACACCACUGGCAGCUCAGGGGGGCUACCCGGAGGCCAGAUCACUCUCAAUAUACAGAAGUUUGAGAGCCUGAAUGCAGAGUUGGAGCAAAAUCAGGAGCUGGCCAACAACCGCAUGGCGGAACUGGAGAAACUACAGCAGGAGCUCCAAGAGGCUGUGAGGGAGAGUGAGAAGCUCAAGUUGGACCUGAAAAAUAUUCCAGAGGAUGUGGUGAAGGAGACCGCGGACUACAAGUGCCUGCAGUCCCAGUUCUCACUGCUCUACAACGAGUCCCUCGGGGUGAAGACCCAGCUGGACGAGGCACGGGCCCUGCUCCUCACCGCCAAGAACGCCCACCUCAGACAGAUAGAGCAUAUGGAGAGUGACGAGCUGUCACUACAGAAGAAGCUCCGCACUGAGGUCAUCCAGCUGGAAGACACGCUGGCCCAGGUGCGCAAGGAGUAUGAAAUGCUGCGUAUCGAGUUUGAGCAGAACCUGGCGGCCAACGAGCAAGCAGGCCCAAUCAACAGAGAGAUGCGCCACCUCAUCAGCAGCCUCCAGAACCACAACCACCAGCUGAAGGGUGACGUGCAGCGUUACAAGCGGAAGCUCCGAGAAACACAGAUGGAGAUUAAUAAGUUGCGGUGCCAGAGUGGUGACACUGGGCUUCUGUCGUUGGAGGAGCCGGUGAGCGACAGCCUGGAGGUGAAGAAAGAAGAGGAUGAAGACCAAGAAGAGGAGGAGGAGAGGAGGAGGGAGCUGGAGAGACAGCGGUCCCGGGAGAGAGAGAGGGAGGCCGAGAGGGAGCGAGAGAGGGAGCGAGAAAGGGAACGACAGCGCAGCGAAGAGUUGAAGAGAAAAGAUUCGGACACACUGAAGAUGCUGAGGGCUGAACUUAAGAAAGCCCAGGAGUCUCAGAAGGAGAUGAAGCUACUUUUGGACAUGUAUAAAUCAGCUCCCAAAGAGCAGCGAGACAAAGUGCAGCUUAUGGCAGCAGAGCGCAAGUCUAAAGCCGAGGUGGAUGAGUUGCGGGUGCGGGUUCGAGAGCUGGAGGAGAGGGAGAGGAAGGAGAGCAAGAAGCUGGCUGACGAGGACGCUCUCAGGAAGAUACGUGUGGCAGAGGAGACGAUUGAUCACCUACAGAAGAAGCUCACGGCCACCAAACAGGAGGAGGAGGCCCUACUGAGUGAGAUGGACGUGACGGGCCAGGCCUUUGAGGACAUGCAGGAGCAGAACAGCCGGCUGAUGCAGCAGCUGAGAGAGAAGGACGACGCCAACUUCAAGCUGAUGUCGGAACGCAUCAAGUCCAAUCAGAUCUACAAGCUGCUGCGGGAGGAGAAGGAGGAGCUGGCCGACCAGGUGCUAACCUACAAGACCCAGGUGGAAGCUCAGCUAUUGGUUGUACAGAAGCUGGAGGAGAAGGAGGGCAUCCUCCAGAGCUCACUGGCCACUCUGGAGAAAGAGUUAGGAGUCCGCACACAAGCACUAGAACUAAACAAGAGGAAGGCGGUGGAGGCAGCCCAGCUGGCUGAAGACCUGAAGGUGCAGCUGGAACACACCCAGUCCAAGCUGAGAGAGAUCCAGGUUUCUGUGUCCGAGAACCGCACCGCCAGAGAGAGGGAGUUGGGCAACCUCAAAAGAGCACAGGAGGACCUGUCCAGGCUACGACGAAAGCUGGAGAAGCAGAAGAAAGUGGAGGUGUACACUGAUGCUGAUGAGAUCCUGCAGGAGGAGAUUAACCAGUACAAGGCGAAGCUGCGUUGUCCGUGCUGCAACACCCGCGACAAGGAGACAGUGCUCACCAAGUGCUUCCACGUGUUCUGCUACGAGUGUCUGAAGACGCGCUACGACACCCGACAGAGGAAGUGCCCCAAAUGUAACUGUGCCUUCGGGGCCAACGACUUCCACCGCAUCUACAUCACCUAACUCCGUUACACGGAGAGGAGAAAAAGAAGACAACGGUGAACAGAGCCUAAAUGAGAGGAAGGGGGGGAAAAUGGUGUGGUUGGAGAGGUAUCUGGAGAGUUUUGUUUUUUCUCGGUUUUAAUCGCUCCUUUUGGAAAGACUUUCUUAAAUUGCAUCAUUGCCGGUUGGUGCUAGUGACCAAACAGAGCGUUGUGAGUGAUUGCGAUGUACGGUAGGUAGGUGGUAAUAAGAACAGAUGUGCUCAUGCUCCCAUACAAAGUUAUUACUACUUCUGUUUUUCUGGCCAAUCUUAGUCUGUCAGAUCUUGCCCAUGUGGAAUUCUUAACAUUUAACUGAGCUCAUUUUUAAACUGUUAAUCACCUUGUAAAAGUGAACUGGGAAGUUGUCGUGGUGCUGUAUGAUUUGGAGACAGACUUACCCAGAAUCAUCCUUAAGAAUACCUGUCUGUGCUUGUUUUGGAUAUUCAAAGAAAAGACGACCAUUCUUAAGAACUGAGAUUCCAUUACUGGACAUGUAUCUAGUUCAGUUGCUAUGUUGAGUUGUGUACAUUACGACUCCAUUCAGUUGAAAUUGAGUUUCUUUCAUUAUCUUAACAAUCACGUUAUGCACCUGGGCAGAGAUUUCACCGGAUAAUACUAUUGUCGAUACCUAGGAAUCAUUCGACUUAAAGUUGGCAGUUUACUUUGACAGUCACACGCAACAUCUGCAGGUUUUAGUGCUUCGUUACUGAUGACAUUUCAGUGGAAGAAUCAGCUCACGAGUGUCAUUCUAAGUGGGCCAUCCCAUCCAGCUCUUCCAAGACAACUUAAAGAUUACUGGAACAUUAAAGGAGCAAUAUGUAAUAAUUUGCAUUGUCAUUUCAGAAAAUGUCCUUAAUAUAUCUACAGUAAUAGUGGAAUGAUAGUUUCACUAUAUUUUUUCCCCAAAACAAUUUUGGGCCCCACACAAAAUUCCAUUCUAAUGGUGCAGACUUCUUGACCGGGCCAUCAAAGGGCAAGCGUCAAACAUGUAGAAAUCACUCAGCUCCAGUCAAUUGGACAAUGAGAUUUGCUGGCUCCAGUCAAUUGGACAAUGAGAUUUGCUGGCUCCAGUCAAUUGGACAAUGAGAUUUGCUGGCUCCAGUCAAUUGGACAAUGAGAUUUGCUGGCUCCAGUCAAUUGGACAAUGAGAUUUGCUGGCUCCAGUCAAUUGGACAAUGAGAUUUGCUGGCCCCAGUCAAUUGGACAAUGAGAUUUGCUGACUCCAGUCAAUUGGACAAUAAGAUUUGCUGGCCCCAGUCAAUUGGACAAUGAGAUUUGCUGGCUCCAGUCAAUUGGACAAUGAGAUUGGCUGGCUCCAGUCAAUUGGACAAUGACAACUAGAGACGGUCCGUUGUUGAAUUGUCACAUAUACAGUCUCUCCAUAUAUCUUACAACCAUAUUCUGCCUUAAUGGAAUCUCUGAACCCCCUUUUCCUCAGUUCUGAUGAUGCUAGCCAUUUAAUGAGAGCUUGGUGAUGUUUGACGUUAGCACCUGUGCGAACCAAAAUCAUAACUGGCCUCAAAAUACCACCGUGAGACUCUUGUGAUCUAAAGUCAAUGGCAAAAAAAACAUCAUGCAUCUGUUCAAAAUAAGACUUCUAGAAUGUUUAGAUGAAAUGUUUGAGUUUUGUGACUCGGGAUAUUUGGAUUGGUAUUAAUAAGUGGAUAGCGUGGGCUCUGUGUUAUGAACAUACAUGUCAUAGACAAAGAAGCAGUUCUCAUUCAGAACAUAGUGAUCUUUUUGUAUUUCACAGAGUGUAGAUUUUGUGAGUUUUCCUAGUAAAAACAUAGACUUGCGCAUCAUGAGUUGACUGUUGAAUACAUUUACUCAUUAUGGGGUUUUCUGACCUGGGAGUUGAACAAUGGGAAAACAUUUGAUCUUGCUAAAACAAAGUGAUGUGAGUGGUAAUAGCCGGCUUUUAGUAAUAAAAAAUAAACAGUAAAGUCGAUUUUAAAUAAAAUUUGCACCGGCAAAUUGUCCAGAAGGGAAUAAAAUCCAAUUGCAAAAUAA